This is a messenger RNA of Sodiomyces alkalinus F11, 870 nucleotides long. RefSeq lists its product as hypothetical. The record is from RefSeq and is a predicted model, not a curated record. The transcript has 13 exons. Bases 1 to 855 code for a protein of 284 amino acids. NCBI's taxonomy places the organism in Eukaryota, Fungi, Ascomycota, Sordariomycetes, Glomerellales, Plectosphaerellaceae.
AUGUCACGUACCUUCGGAGUCACUUCUACAGACGCCACAUUCCGGCAAAAUGUCUUUCAAGAAUCGCCAUCUAAGCAUUUCCCCUUCGUCAGGGGAUGCGUUACAGCAGGGGUUCAGUCUCCUAUGCGAGACGUCCUGAUCUUCCUCCCGAAACACGCAACCCAUAGCGUCUUCUGGAAGGGGAAGCUCAUUCCAUCAGCGUCAAUGGUAGGCAUCGUUAUUGCUAGAAAUGAUCCUGGUCGGUUUUGGCUCGGGUCAGCACGUGAUAUCGCAUCGUCUCUAUACCGAUUCGGAUACCACGCCGAGACGGAUCAGCAGCUUCUACGAAAGUAUGCUGACGCCUCCGUCCGAUCUUACGAAGGGUACUGUAGCAUCAAUCACCUUGGUAGGCUCAAAUCUCGAGAGGACCUUGAUGGUUACAUUGGAAGGGAGUGGCGCGACUGCAAUACGAAGUCCGUGAAGGACCUCGUACAUAACGGCAACCGCCAUGUGGCUCCCCAGUUCCUGCCGGGGACUGGACGCACAUCUGUGCACUAUUUGGCUGGCGUCGAGCUCGGGUGGAUGGGGGGAAGCACCAUCCAUCAAUUUAUGGAAUUUCACCUCUUCUCUAGCUUUUCCUCCCCCUUAUUUGGAGACAGCGUCGGCAGUCGACGAAAAGAGUCUUGGUUCUGCUCCGAGUCUAGAUCGGAGCACCGCAAAGCGCUUGUUACGCAGGCCCUCCAGCAGAUCGGAGCAGACAGACACAUUCCAAAUGCCGGACCCUCGGACGUGGAGCCGGUCAACGGCAGGACAAACGGACUCGCCCAUCGAAAAUGCCGCGCUUACGAUCAGAUGCUCCCACACGAGGAUGGGUGAGACGGGCUUUUGUAG